Oldenlandia corymbosa var. corymbosa is the source of this 204-nucleotide messenger RNA. NCBI's taxonomy places the organism in Eukaryota, Viridiplantae, Streptophyta, Magnoliopsida, Gentianales, Rubiaceae. The record is from the annotation of a GenBank genome assembly.
AUGGCUUCUUCCAAAUUGGGUUGUCUAAUGGCGUCUAUGAUCAUGGAGCAAUCGGUCACUAGGUUGGGAUUACCUCCCGUCUGGUCGGAGUUUUCGUCGAUCCCGGCGAGUCGACUCGUCCACACUUCGACUCAGCGAGUCUGUAUCCGGUGCACCCGGGUAUACCGUAUACCCCCACCAAACACACGCGUUACACGCGCUUAA